AUGGGAUACAAUUUACCAGGAGCUGCUGCGUCUUCGGCAGGUGAAUCGCGUUGUGGAGAGAGGAAACAUACCGCUGAAAGUAUCUGAGGGAUCUUCCUCAAAGCCAGCACAGCGACAAAACUUGGAUUACUACCCUUUGUGCCGAAUAAUGUAGGAGAUGAACACGGCGUUCUUGAAAUAGCUGAAAGACCGAUGCAGGUGGGAAAUGUCAUGCUAUUAAAGUUGUUCGUUUCCUAUCGAUUCAGUUUGUGGUCUUGCACGCAGCAGACGCAUUCGGCAGGAGAUCGAUACGGAUUUUCUUUCUGGCGUGCAACUUUUGGACUUUUAUUUUGUCACUGUGCAUCGAUGAAGUGAGGAGUCAUCGAGGAUCUCUGCAACCGAUAAAGAAUUGGCUGAAAGAAAACUACGCAUUUAUUUCCGCGUCUGCGUAAUCGCGGAAUAUUUUCUUGGAAGAGAAUUUGCUUGGGAAUCACUCGGAUCUGAAACUAGCAUUCACUCACCAGUCAGUUGCUUAACAACUAGGUACACACAGUUGAAGUUCACAAUUUACUUGCACGGUAGCUCCAUGUACAAUGUCGUGAAGGGACAUCUGAGAUUGGACAGAAGCUGAAGGGUCCAGGCCAAUAAAGGAGAAUGGGAUAUAUAUUGAUCAUUUGUGGUACAAAAUUGUCCGAAAGGAUUUAACCUUAAAGCAACGCCGGGAGUGAGUGGCAGAACGAGGAUGACAGACGGGGCGCGGGACGUGCACAUACAUUCCUCUCCAGCGGUGGCAGCGAACGCAGAGGGAGAUGAGAUCGAGGUUUUGGAGAGUACAGAUGUCCUUCCCGUGGCCCCAGAGGACCAAUGGAAGUCUCUUUUCGACAAGUUUGACCCGGAGAGCUCCGGCUUCAUCAGCACAGAGCGUUUCCGGGACCUGCUGGCCGCCCACGGCUCUGAGCUCGACCCGCACAAGCUGGAGGUUCUGCUGGCGCUGGCGGACGGGAACGCCGACGGAAAGAUCUGCUACCAGGACUUUGUCAACCUGAUGAGCAACAAGCGCUCCAACAGUUUCCGGCGAGCCAUCCUGCAGGGCGGGCGGCAGCUGAAGGGGACGUCCCUGAAGGAGGAGGUGGGGCUGGGCCUGUCCCAGCGGCUGGUGCGGCACAUCGCCUACGAAACGCUGCCCCGCGAGAUCGACCGCAAGUGGUACUUCGACAGCUACACCUGCUGCCCCCCGCCCUGGCUGAUCCUGGCCAUCACCAUCGCAGAGGUGGCGGUGUUCAUGUACUAUGGCCUGCAGCUGGACCGCUGGGUGUUGCAGGUGUCCCACCCCAUGUUUGUGAAGGGGCCGCUGCCGUACCACCCCCAGCUGCGUGCACAGGCCUGGCGCUACCUCACGUAUGUCUUCAUGCAUGCAGGGAUAGAACACCUCGGGCUCAACAUGGCCAUGCAGCUGCUGGUGGGGGUGCCUCUGGAGAUGGUCCACGGGGCGCUGAGGAUCGGCCUGGUCUACGUGUGCGGGGCGCUGGCAGGCUCCCUGGCUGUGUCCGUGGCUGACAUGACCGCCCCAGUGGUGGGGUCCUCAGGAGGGGUCUACGCCCUGGUCUCCGCACACCUCGCCAACGUCGUCAUGAACUGGAGCGGGAUGAAGUGCCAGUUCAAGCUGUUCCGCAUGGCCAUGGCCCUGGUGUGCAUGAGUGUGGAGUUUGGCCGUGCCGUGUGGCUCCGGUUCUACCCCCCAGCCUUCCCGCCUUGCCCCAACCCCAGCUUUGUGGCCCACCUGGGUGGGGUGGCGGUGGGCUUGACCCUUGGGGUGGUGGUCCUCCAGAACUACGAGCAGCGUCUGCAGGAGCAGUCUCUUUUCUGGAUCUUCUUCUCCGUCUACACCCUCUUCGUCCUCUGCGCUGUCUUCUGGAACAUAUUUGCCUACGGUCUGCUGGAUGUCAAGUUACCUCCCACCCCCUGAGGAAGAGUGUAUUUUCGGGUGGGGCGCAGGGUUGCACCCCAGUAUGGCGCUGAGAGGGUACCAUCCCGACGUGCCUUCUCCCACCUAAGACAGCCAGGGAUGGGGGAGGGGGGGCAAUUAAGGCGUGGCAGCACACUGCUUCUCAACCAAAAGGUGCCUAUGACAUCAGAACUGUGGCAUCGCCGUGUAAGAGGAAGACAGCCAGGAUUUUGUAGGGAUGCUGAUGGACGCUUUUCCCUAGAAGGACACCGGAGAGGAGGGCGAGAGGAGCAGAGCUACCGCCUCAGACGGACAGGACGUUUUUAUUAACCGCUCUACUCAGAUUGAAGUGGUUUGACAGGACGUGGUUUAAUCAAAACUUCACUCACAGUCAGCAGUGCUGUUUUCUCAUUGUUGUGAAUGUGCCGGUCUUUUCUUGACAAGACAAAUGAUGCGAUGCACUCCCUGCGGUUGGAAAAUGUUCCGUUUUUAAUGCAGAUCUCAGUUGUUCCUAAUUGUGAAUGUUGUGGAAGCAUUCAUUGUUGACCCAAAAAGGUGUGUGCACGUGUAUGUGUAUGCGUUUUUUGAAUGCAUGGGUGUUUGUAUGUGUGACUGUAUGCUUGUGUGGGUUUGCCUGCGUGUCUGUGUGCGCAUACAAAGAAAAAGUGAAUUUAUAAAGACAGUUGUUAUACAUGAAGUUUACUUUGUGAAGAACAGUAAAACUUUAAUUUUGUUCCACAUACAAAUACAAAAAUUGAAGUGCCGUAAUACCUCAGUAUUCAGUGAAUGUUUGCCAAAAUUAUUCAACAACCAACAUCAACACAACAUAAAGCAUAAUAAACAAAAGGUGCAUUACCUGUAAAUAAAAAAAUAAUGUAAUGCACAUUACAUCUUGUGAUGAAGCUAGGUGCUGUAGUCUGUAGUUAUCUGGAAAAACAAGUUUCUGGAGUGACCACUAGGCCUCCAUGUUCACUUGAUAAAUGUAUUUAAAUAGCCCUGUCCAAAUCACAGAAUUUAUGGAAAUACUAGCAGAAAGAACUUUCUUUGAGGGGUGGAAUUAAACCAAGCAUGUUCUUAUGUGCUGUAUCAGUGGUGCUACAUUUGACCUGUUGUUCACAGGAGCUAUGCUACGGCAAAGAAAAUUGAUAGUUAUAUGUCUUUGUUAUGGUACAGUACAUUUGGUGGACCAUGUAAUUUGUUUAUGUUUCUUAUCAAUCUAACCAGAGCAAUGCAUACUUGUCCUUGAUAACCUCCACAUGAAUUAAAAAUACUUUGACCUAACAUUACACUAGCAACAGUGCAAACAAUAUAUAUCGUAGACAAAAAUAAUUUUUACAUGGCUAUUGGUAUCUGUAGUAAUCAGAUAAUAAACAUCAUGUACACUGUACCCUGUCUAUUUAACAGCAAAUUAAGAGGAUUAUCUUGGUUAAAACUAGGGACUGUAUGAAAGGGCUAUAACACAAGUGUGGACUGACUGACUUUAUUUUUAACAUGUGCAUAUUUUGUAGAUUUUUUUAUGUAAAUACUGGAAUUCAUUAAACUGAUUUAUAAUAAAA
Messenger RNA from Conger conger (European conger), 3480 nucleotides. It is a transcript of the gene rhbdl3, whose product is annotated as rhomboid, veinlet-like 3 (Drosophila). The coding region runs from base 722 to 1945 and encodes 407 amino acids. Lineage: Eukaryota; Metazoa; Chordata; Actinopteri; Anguilliformes; Congridae. The transcript has 9 exons. Gene Ontology annotation, cellular component: membrane. The record is from RefSeq and is a predicted model, not a curated record. Gene Ontology annotation, molecular function: calcium ion binding; serine-type endopeptidase activity.